Molecule: messenger RNA, 3415 nt
Organism: Xyrauchen texanus (razorback sucker)
Lineage: Eukaryota; Metazoa; Chordata; Actinopteri; Cypriniformes; Catostomidae
Product: B-cell lymphoma 6 protein-like
Exons: 12
Coding region: 194-1837 (547 amino acids)
Biological process (GO): regulation of transcription by RNA polymerase II
Cellular component (GO): nucleus
Molecular function (GO): DNA-binding transcription factor activity, RNA polymerase II-specific; RNA polymerase II cis-regulatory region sequence-specific DNA binding; protein binding
Source: RefSeq, a predicted model, not a curated record
AGUUUUUCGGAGAUACGGUUGAGUGAGCAAGUUAGACUGUGUGUGCUGGUUUUUUGAGAUCAGAAGAGAAGGAUAAGGACAGGGUAGCGUGCACGUUCUCGUCCCUGCUGGUCAGGGUACGAGUAGGGAGCUGGCCUCCCCAAACAGAGGAAUCAUCUGAAUCUUAUUUUGUCAUCUUUCCCAGUGCUGACAGAUGGAGGAACAACACGCUGCAGCCGCCCAUGUGAUGGAGGUAGAAGGCUACAUAAAAGAGUUCACCCGCCACUCCAACGAUGUAUUGCUGAACUUAAAUGAACUGAGGCAUCGGGACAUUCUGACAGAUGCCACGCUGCUAGUGGGCACUGCCAAGCUUCGUGCCCAUUGCGCUGUGCUCAUCGCUUGCAGUGGAUUCUUCUACUCUCUUUUCUCUCGUCGUGUGGCUGGUGCUUGUGGCGAGCGAGGCUUUUCUCUUACCCUUCCAGAGGGGCUGGACGCGGGAAGCGUGUCACUGCUGCUGGACUUCAUGUACACCUCCCGCCUCCCUCUCACACCCCAUACUGUGUCUGGAGUACUAACCUCCGCCACCUACCUGCAGAUGGAGCAUGUCGCAGACACCUGCCGAGCAUUCAUUCAAAACAGUGAGAGAGUCAACACGAGUCCCUCCUUAAUGGAGCCAACUUUGAGAGUGCCCCUUGGUGGCAGGUCGCCACCUGUGCAUCCCAUAGUCUUCUCCUCCCCCUCCAGGCCUACAGCUGAUGCAGAAGAUCCAAGCCCAGACCGGGCCAGGGUUCCAGGAGAAAGCUGUGCCUCCCUGGAUCCAGACACUUGCCUAAAAUUAGAAGAGCCUGAGUCCUCUCCUUCAGCUCCUUCCACCCCAUUUCUAAACAGUCCUUCCCAUUCCAGGGGCCAUCCCAACUCACCUGCUGAGUCCAGCAGCUGCAGUCUAUCUCCCCAACUAAAGAAGAGAUCUGAAGCUAAGUCUACUCCUGAUCCAAAAGCCUGUAACUGGAAGAAGUAUAAGUAUAUUGUCCUCAACCCUCUUUGUGCCACACCUAUAAAGGAGGAGGGGCCUGAAGAGAAGCAUCAAGCACAAAGCCACUCCCCUUUUGUCAGUGAUAGGAUGGAAGCCUCAUCCAUGGCACCCAGUGAUGUAUGGACAGGGGAGGAGCCUAAUAGGAAAAGCUUGUCUCAUCAAUAUAACACAUCGCAGCCAAAAAUAUCUUUUACUCCCCAUCAUGAUAUUGACCGCAAUUUCCAACUGUUGACCGUGUCAGUGACUGAGGACAAAGGUCUCUGCAGUCCUUUUCUUUGUACACCACUAUUGGAAAUAGCCAAUCAGAGGAGUCAUUUGUUAGGCCAACAUCCAAUCAAGUUUGAGAAUCUCUCUACACAGCUCAGUUACUCUGGAAAUACUGGCAACACAAAACCUUCCUGCACAGGAGACAAGCCUUACCGCUGUAAUGUGUGUGGGGCACAGUUCAACCGGCCUGCUAAUUUAAAGACCCAUUCCCGCAUCCAUUCUGGAGAGAAGCCCUACCGCUGUGAUACCUGCGGAGCCAGAUUUGUCCAGGUAGCUCACUUACGUGCUCAUGUUCUGAUCCACACCGGGGAAAAGCCGUACCCAUGUAACACCUGUGGAACUCGUUUCCGCCACCUGCAGACGCUGAAGAGUCACCUGCGUAUUCACACUGGAGAAAAGCCUUACAGCUGUGAGAAAUGUCACCUGCAUUUCCGUCAUAAGAGCCAGCUUAGACUUCACCUAAGACAGAAACAUGGAGCAAUCACCAACACCAAGAUCCGUUACAAGGUUCUGGCAGACCCGUACCAACCUGGGCCCACUCUACUACAAGCUUGCUGAAGGCCAUUUUUAUAUAUGGGUAGCAGCUACUGUUUAUGCUCAUUCUUAAAAUCAGCAGAUAGUUGAAAAUCUAAGCUGAGGAUUGAUAGAUCUAUAAUACAGUAUUGUAAAGCCUAUUAAGAUGUGGAGUGCUGCAUUCGAGGAGCUUAUGACAAUUAUAUCACAUAACACAUAUAGGACCUUUAAGAAUGCAGUACUCCUGCACUAGAUGUGCUGACUGUUACCUUGAUUAUUUGUUAAUUAAUUAAUAUUAUUAUUUAUUUUGCUUGGCUGAGAAUUCUCUCUGUUUCUCAUGUCAAAAAGGACAUUUUGUUUAGCCAGUAAACAUGUGGCAGGUGAAAGUAUGUAAUUCUAACAUUCAAAAGGGAAUGUUAGUGCCACUGGGAAACUUUAACAAUACAUUUGUUCAGUUGAAGAUGAAGUUAAAGAUGGUUUGUGGUGGAGUGCACAGUAGUUUAGUAAUAGUUUUAGAGAGACAUGAGAGCUGAGUAAAGGUAAAAUGAGCAGAGCAUGGAGCAAGGAUGUUGGAGAGAUGACAAAGUUAAUAUAGAUGAAUAAAGAAAGUGUAAUGAGGGAAUUAAGCAUGUUUGAUAAAGAUGAGACAAAAUGCUUUUUUGUCAAAAUGUCAUUUUUAUAUCUAUUAAUUUGUAUUAUUAUUAUUGUUAUUUAACCUGUUCAGAGAGAGUGUUCUUUUUUAUUUGCUCAUGAAUGUGACAUUUGUGCUAUUAUUCUGUUUCCUUUUUUAUUUUUUAAAUAGCAGAAUAACCAGAAUGGGGCAAACUUAAAUAUAACCUGGUAGUUGCUUAUUUACUGCCAGUUAUUCAGUAUCUUAAUGUACUAAUUUAAAAGGCCUGGAGCCUAUUUAUUUUUUAAGUAAUAAUAAGAAAAUCUCAGAGGAUUAGCCUCUUUGUGUUUCCUCAGCUGUCUUUUACUGAUAGUUUUGUUUGAGAGAUCACAUUGUGAUGUUUAUGGUGAUGUUUAUGUAUGAUAGUUUAGGGUCCAAGCAGGUUGAGGACUCUCACUAGCCAAACAAAGAUACAUGUAAAGAGUGAUGAUGAGGAUAAUAAUAUCAACAAUAUUGUGUGAUGCUCUUUUGCUGGACAAAGACAAGACCUAUUUUAUAUCAAUUUAAAUUAAUUUCUCUUAUGCUGGAUAUGUAUUCUUUGAGUGCACGUGUGGAUGUGUCUGCUUUCUCAUAUCAUGAAGUGUUUGUCAGAACCUCUUCUAUAAUCAAAUCAUCUGUGUGAGUGUCUCUCAAAAUAAAAACUGUUUAAACCUAAAAUGAGUCAUUCAAGGCACUUUAUACCUAAAAAGCUUCACUACAAGUACAAAUCUCAUUCAACGAUCUGAUUCUUGGAGCCCAGAAAACAAAGAAUUCACCUCUUUGCCCUUCCUUCCUCUGAUUAGCUCACAAUUUAGACCCCAUGACUCACCCCAAAGUGUCUCACUUCUCUUCGGGUGGUGCUGAAAAAUAAACAAUAGAGCAACUGGCACCUGUUUCCGGCCUUAGACAAUAAACAGGCACACACACAAAUACUACCUGUCUGUCUAUAUGUGUAGUUCUGAAUAAAAGUUUCC